Molecule: messenger RNA, 456 nt
Organism: Mya arenaria
Lineage: Eukaryota; Metazoa; Mollusca; Bivalvia; Myida; Myidae
Exons: 4
Coding region: 1-456 (151 amino acids)
Source: RefSeq, a predicted model, not a curated record
AUGAACUUUACAUGUGUGCUCCAAGUAUGCAAGGACAGUUGCGAUGAGACGAACUGUCUAGGCGAGGGAGGGUGGGGAAAAAGGAAAAGGGCCGCAACUCGUGACACGGUGGUAGGGGAGAUAACCGCUACUGGACACAAUCUCAAGGAACACCAGGUCAAGAAGCGACAGGCGGAAGUGCUGGACAUUGACGUUGGCGGGAGGGUGAAAAUUGUCGAGAAAUAUUCCGAUAUACGCGUUGUUACAGAGGAGACUGUCUGCCUACAUGAAGGGAUACUUAUCGCCAUCAUCCUCCUGUUAUCCAUUGGGGUGUUAAGUUUUGCCUCAACUACCUUCGUGUUUUACCGGAAGUUUAUGAAUUCGCAGGCGCAGAACUUUCAAAAUGGCGGCCAUAUCAACCAGGCACCAGAGAAAAAAUUUAGUCAAAACAGAAAUGCAUAUAUUUACAAUCAGUAG